UUGACAUUGUAUUGAUUGGAGUUUUGUUUUGCAUGGAGGUUGCGAGGAGGGAAUUUACGAAACAGUUUGUGAUACAUCCACUAGUUUGACAUUCAUUUUACUAACACAGAAAGUAUUAUUACGGAUAAAGUCGUAAGGGAGCCGUUAUGGGAGACAACAACAAAGGCGCGAAAGAGAGAGUAGCAGAGGAAUCUUCGGCUGACUUGAGAGGCAUUAAGAGAUGCAUAGAAUGGGAAGAGUAUCAGGCUCAUUCAAAGAAGCUCAGGACUGAUACACAUGUUAAAGGAGAAAAAAUUUAUACAAAUGAAAGGGUGUUCAAAAAACGUGAAGAAGAAAUAUCUGUAAAGAAAAAUGGGUCAGCUGAGUGCAGUUCAUCAAUCCAGUAUAUUAGAAAUGAGAUUGCCAUUAAGAGAGUGUAUAAGGAACCUAGCAGCGAGAGCAGAAGCACAGAGAGUACUGAGACGGAAGAAUGUGAUCUACAGCCUGCUCCAUCAGUUGGUCGUAGACUGAAGUCUUUGGUGUUGGCUCCUGUUCCAAGGGGAGAUGGUUUACUUAACAAGCCAGAACAAGUUUCAACGCUUUGUGAACCAUGUGCUGAACCAUCUAAACAGAAGGAAUAUGUUGAACCCGACAGGUGGCCCACAGAUCACAGUGAAUUGGAUGAACCACAUGCAGAAUCACCUAAGGAGAAGAAAUUUUUUAAACCCAGCAGGUGGCCCAUGGAUCACAAUGAAUCAGGUGAGCUGUAUGCUAAAUCAUAUAAACAGAAGAAAUAUUUUAAACCCAGCUGGUGGCCCAUGGACCACGAUGAAUCAGGUGAACCAUAUGCUGAAUCACCUAGACAGAAGAAAUAUUUUAAACCCAGCUGGAGGCCCAGAGACCACAAUGAAUCAGGUGAACCAUAUGCUGAAUCACCUAGACAGAAGAAAUAUUUUACACCUAGCAGGUGGCACAGAGACCACAAUGAAUCAGGUGAACCAUAUGCUGAGUCAGCUAGACAGAAGAAAUAUUUUAAACCCAGCUGGUGGCACAGAGACCACAAUGAAUCAGGUGAACCAUAUGCUGAGUCAGCUAGACAGAAGAAAUAUUUUAAACCCAGCUGGUGGCACAGAGACCACAAUGAAUCAGGUGAACCAUAUGCUGAGUCAGCUAGACAGAAGAAAUAUUUUAAACCCAGCUGGUGGCACAGAGACCACAAUGAAUCAGGUGAACCAUAUGCUGAAUCAGCUAGACAGAGGAAAUAUUUUAAACCUAGCUGGUGGCACAGAGACCACAAUGAAUCUGGUGAACUAUAUGCUGAAUCACCUAGACAGAAGAAAUAUUUUAAACCUAGCUGGUGGCACAGAGACCACAAUGAAUCAGGUGAACCAUAUGGUGAAUCAGCUAGACAGAAGAAAUAUUUUAAACCCAGCUGGUGGCACAGAGACCACAAUGAAUCAGGUGAACCAUAUGCUGAAUCAGCUAGACAGAAGAAAUAUUUUAAACCUAGCUGGUGGCACAGAGACCACAAUGAAUCAGGUGAACCAUAUGCUGAAUCAGCUAGACAGAAGAAAUAUUUUAAACCCAGCUGGUGGCACCGAGACCACAAUGAAUCAGGUGAGCCAUAUGCUGAAUCAGCUAGGCAGAAGAAAUAUUUUAAACCCAGGUGGUGGCACAGAGACCACAACGAAUCAGGUGAACCAUAUCCUGAAUCAUCUAAACAGAAGAAAUUUUUUAAACCCAGCAGGUGGCCCACAGACCACGAUGUAUCAGAUGAACCGUAUGCUGAAUCAUCUAAACAGAAGAAAUUUUACAAAUCCAGCUGGUGGCCCAUGGAUCACGAUGAAUCAGGUGAUCCAUAUGCUAAAUCAUCUACGCAGAAGAAAUUUUUUAAACCCAGCAGGUGGCCCAUGGACUACAAUGUAUCAGGUGAACCAUACGCUGAAUCAUUUAAACGCAAGAAAUUUUUUAGACCUGGCAGGUGGCCCACGGAUCACGAAGAAUCUGCUGAGCCAUAUGCUGAAUCAUCUAGACAGAAGAAAUUUUUUAAAGCUAGUAGAUGUCCCAGAUAUCACAAUGAAUCAGGUGAACCAUAUGCUGAAUCAUCUAAACAGGAAAAAUUUUUUAAACCUGGCAGGUGGCCCACAGAACACAAUGCAUCAGGUGAACCAUAUGGUAAAUCGUUUAAACAGAAGAAAUUUCUUAAACCCAGCAGGUGGCCCACAGAUCACCAUGAAUCAGAAACUUGCUGCACGCCAAAGACGCCAAAAAGACAGUAUAAAUCUCAUAGCUGGUCUGAUGAAGAUGAAAUAUUUGGUGCAGAGUACACAAAACCAGUUCAUCUGGAGCAUGACCGUAGAUCUCUUGGCUGGUUUGAUGGUGAUGAAAUUUCAGAAGAUGAGUGGGCAGUUGAGAAAAGUAGGAGAAGCAACGCAGAGGAACAUAUUAACGUCACUGAAGACGACAUAUUGGAAGAGGAGUUUCAGGAGGAAUUAAAUAAUAGUGACGAGUGUAUUGAGGAAGACUUGAGUAAUUAUGAAUUGAACUCUUCAAGCUCUGAUGCAGAAUCACACUCAAAUUCAGGGAAGAGACCAGCAAAAAAGCACAUCAAGGAAUUGAGAGGUGCAAAACAUGCAGACCCACAGUUCAUGCAUUCGAGAUCAAGAAAGUCAAAAUAUUAUGAUGACUACAUGAGGAAAUUGAAUUACCUUUUACAUGAUGCAAGAUUUUUUGUUAUGAAGAGCAGCUGUGUUGAAAAUAUAACAUUAUCAAAAGCAAAGGGAGUGUGGUCAACUUUACCACAAAAUGAAGUCAAAUUGAAUGAAGCCUUCCAGGAAAAUUCUAAUGUGUUUCUUAUAUUUUCAAUUAAGGGGAGUGGAAGGUUUGCAGGAUUUGCAAGACUCAAAUGUGAAUCUCAGUGGGAUAUUCUGCCUGUAUCCUGGAUGCUACCUCCACAAAUACCAGCAGAAUCACUUGGAGGUGUGUUCAAAAUCGACUGGCUGUGCAGGAAAAGCCUUCUGUUCGUAGAAACAAACCAUUUAUGCAACCCAUGGAAUGAAGAUAAACCUGUUAGAAUAAGCAGAGAUGGGCAGGAAAUUGAACCCCAUGUUGGGAAGAAGCUGUGCAGAUUAUUUCCCAUAGAUGAAGGAGUUGACCUAACAGCAAUCCUACAUAAGUCAAAGAUUCCAAGAAGAAGGCACAGAAGUAGCCAUUCCAGGCACCGGUAUAUAGAACAAGAAGAAAGAGAAUUCGAUACCUAUGGGCACAGCCACUCAUUUGGGAGGGGAAAAUGGGGACAUGUCGAACCAGAUUCCAGGAAGCAUGCCAAGAAAGCAAGAGGGUUAUCUCCUGGCAGGUCCAAGAAGAAAGAGAGACAUGAUCGGCAUCCACAGCAUUACCAACAGGAAAAUGAAGAAGUUGAUGAUUCUGUGGAGCCUCAGUAUCCACGCUAUUAUGAUGGAGCACCUCUACCAGAAUAUUAUCCUAGUAUGAGAACCCACAACAGACAUAAGUAUUUGUGUGACAAACUGACAGAAGAUUCCCCAAGUAAAACAGCAGAAGGAAAACAUAUGAGCGAUGAAGAUCACCACAAAAAGAAAUCCACUGAUUAAGUCAUAGUGUCUAUGAAUAUCUUAUUGUGUUUUUUAAAAUUCUAAAUGUUGUGUCAGUGUGCUUUUCCUUAAUCUAAAUUUGAAGAUUACUGAAAUUUUGUUGAGUCUGAGUGAAACUGUCAAUUGUUAGGAAACCUGCUUAACCAUUAUACAACAUUCCUUAUUAGUUUGCAGCCACUGUGUACCAUAAAUAUAGUUUAUAUUACUUGAUGUAUUGGGUGCUAUAUGUGUAAAAUGAGUGUUAUAUGUGUUGACUGACUGUUCUACAAGUGAAAAUGCAUUGUUGGUGAAUGGAGGGUGCUGACACAUCCAUGUUUAAUGUAUUGUCCACAUCGUUAGUAUUAUCAAGAAGUGUUAGAUAUCUAUGUGAAGUGGUUCAUUGUGAUCUGCUGUUGGCUCAUUGCCAGAGAACUUUAGUAACAAGUGUAAUGGGUAAGUCAAUGAGACCCAUUUCUGUUUAAUAAAUGAUGUGGUCAUCUUGAGCAGAUAUUACCAUGUGGAAGAGGGAUGGACAAUUUGAUUGUAAUACCUUGAGUUAGAGCUAUUUUAUCCUCAAGAUUUUAUAGUGGUGCGAGACAAGACAAGUGUGUUCAAUAUCCAUAAGUUGGCAUUUUAUAUAUUAACGUGGUACUUAUGGAAAGAAGGGAGAUACUAGUCUGUUACAACUUACGUGGCUCACUUAAAAGAAAAACUGAAGAUUUGCAGCUGAAGCAGUGGCUUUGCUGAUGGAUUAAAUACUUCAUCUUUGAUAUGUACCUAAAACAAAGUGUUCUUUUCCUGUUAUUUAUUUUGAAACACAUUUUGAUAUUGAAGAGAUUGUAAAUUCCAAUACUACUUUAUUGUGACUAACAUCAAAGUAACAUAACUGCCUCAGUGUAUUUAGUUACUAUUUGUAAUGACAACAUUGAAAAUGGAAAAUGUUGCACCUGUUUCAUUGGGAAUAUUUGGUACUGUUACUCUCACAAAUAUUGAAUUUCAUUGCUAUCACAAACAUUUGGUGUUGUUGCUCUUUUGCUUCCUUGUUUGCCCAUUUACCAUUGGUACACAAAAACAAGUACUGUAAUAAUUUUCAUACCUGUCAGAAAACUUAAAUUGUAAUUUGCUUGUUCAAAUAUCAAGCUCAGGUAAUUUCAUAGGGAUUGUAUUGCACUAAAUCUCUGUGAGACAGUAUAUCUAAUGCCAUAAUACAAAAUUUAUGGACUGCAACUUCCAUUGACUUCUGCAGUGCUCACUUUCAUACAAGUGUCUUAUGUAUUAUGUAAAUAGCAGGAUAUGGCUAGUUGGGGAUUUGAAGAAAAAGGUGAAAGAGGGUGACAGCUGAAUGUUUGCUUUCAUUGUGCCCAUUCAUUUUUAUACUUGUAGUUGAAAGUUGGCUUGUACCCUACAAGAGAUUUAUUUCAAUUAAUUUCCUAAGAGACUAGUUCUCAAAGACUUUGUAAGUUUAAUUUAAAAACUUAAGACUCAUUAAAACUGGAAGCAGCUGCAUGGGUACACAGUGUGCUUUGCCCAAUAGAAUUUUGUAAUGUCAGACUCCCUACAACACUUGACACACAGUUUUUGAGGUUCACUUGCACCCUGUGCACUGGUUGCUUUGUUGCAGACAUGAGAAACUAUUCUUGUGAUUACAGACAUGUGCCAUUAUAAUCACAAUUAUGUGUACAGUGUACAAUUCCAAAUCAUAUCUGUCUCACAUCAUUGUCUUUUUUUUUCUCAUAUUUGUAUUUGUCAUGAGGCUGAUCACUCAUGAACAUAUGUUCCAAGCCAAAAUCAGGUAAAGUCUAAGUUUCUUCAGAAAUUUUCUAUACUUUCCAGCUGUAUUGUGUUCAGAAAUUAGGUGGAGAUCUGCUAUGGUAGUGAGGGAGUAAUUACACUCUGUCUCCAGUACAUUAAAAGAAUUUAUUUUUAUUCAGUACAGGAAAUUUGGAUGAGCUUCUAAUUUAAUUUUGUGGUGAUAGGAAAAAAAACUUCUAGUGUAUUGAUAGUUAUUACUGUUGAUCUAUGUCUGGAGAGAGUGGGUAACACAGAUUGGGUUAAGUGAUUGUAUGACACUGUAAUGGUGAUGUGAUAACACUUUCAACAGGCUCACAGUUGAAACAUAUUGUGUCCUUGUGUACAGAAUUUGUGGGUUUAUUGGUUCUUCAAUCCAUUUCAAAACCUCCACUUCAAAUUAUCUUAGUGCAUAGUACAUCUAAACUGAGUGAAACCUGAACAAGUUUUUAGUUUUGCAAGCUUGGCAUCAAAUUGCAUUCCGUUGAGCUGUAGAUACGUUUGUCACAUAGCUGUUAAUGUUGAUCAGCAGUCUGCACAUAAUAUUUCAUUAGAAAAUGAUGUUAUGUGAGAUACAAAUUUCUCUGUCCAAAUUCCAGUAAAAUGAAGAUGAAGUUUUGAUUUUGUUACAUUAUCAUUCACUCAUUUCUUCAAACAUUUAUUCAGAACUAAUAAUUGUAUGGCUGGGGAAGUUAUAGGUUAAUUCAAAACUGGAAAUGAUAUUAUUUCAAAUCACAUUUCACAGUAACAGCUCUUAUGUCAAACAUUUCUAAUGUACAAAGAAGUGUCACAAAAUUAACAUCUUUAGCUGAAAUGUAACUGUUCCCACAGUACCUUCGCUAUUGUGCCAAAGACUCCAUGCAGUAUUUACUUCAAGCCUCUCUCCAUGUCUUGUGGAACAUUACAUAUGUUCAUGUUUUAUUGACUGUGAGAAUAAUAGCUGAUUUUAAUUUCUAAGUACUCAGGAGAUGCCAAAAAUGUGCUCAUAUUUAAAUGAGAUUGAUGUUUUGUGUGACCUGUAGUAUCAAAAUAAUGUGCUCAUAUUUAAAUGUGAUUGAUGUUCUGUGUCACCUGCAGUAUCAAAAUGUAUGAAAUAUGUUCAUUAUCUCAUGUAGUAUAUUCUUAAGUUUAUUUUAUGUAUGUUUUAGUAGACCUAGAAUUCAUUUCAUACAGACAUUUAUUCAGGUCUGAGAAGUAUCAAAAGAAGACUGUAUUUUUCACUUAUAAAUUAUGAAAUUAUGGAAAUCAAGAAUUGCAUGAAUAUUACAUGUGUUAUUUGUGUCAUUAAUUUUGUAUGUAAAUGUUUAUAAA
Messenger RNA from Schistocerca cancellata (South American locust), 6668 nucleotides. RefSeq lists its product as uncharacterized. The record is from RefSeq and is a predicted model, not a curated record. Lineage: Eukaryota; Metazoa; Arthropoda; Insecta; Orthoptera; Acrididae. Gene Ontology annotation, cellular component: nucleoplasm. Gene Ontology annotation, molecular function: mRNA binding; N6-methyladenosine-containing RNA reader activity. The coding region runs from base 147 to 3590 and encodes 1147 amino acids. The transcript is spliced from 37 exons. Gene Ontology annotation, biological process: mRNA splicing, via spliceosome; regulation of alternative mRNA splicing, via spliceosome.